AUGGCCUCACAAAGAAAUAAACUUACAAAGUUGUUUCGAAACGAGAGCUCCUACGAAGCUGAUGAGGUCAAUCUUCUGCUUGAUGGUCUGAACGAGAUGGAGAUUACGAGGUAAAGCCUAUAUCUAAACUUUCAUAUUCCACAGUAUACCUUGAUAUUCUAAACUUGGCUAUAACGAUAAUUGUAUUUCAACAUAACUCUCACUCGAGUUGUUUCAGCAAAUGCCUAGCAAAAGCAGCAGAAUCAGAGCGAAGAGGGAUCGAUGCCAUUGCCAGUUGGGCCAAGAGAUCAAGGAAUUCGGCCAUAGACGAUGUAAUGCAACAUACCGCUCAAUUAUUUCAUUUAUACACGGAAAAACAGAAGCAGUUCAACCGAGAUCAUGAUCACUUUGUGCAGGUAAAACAUAAAUUAUUUUAGUCGAGAUUAUUCAAAAAAAAAUGUUGGGAUUGGAACUUGACCAGCGCGACCGCCGACUGGUACUAGUAUUCUUUUUUUGGCUAACUACCACAAAAUUUUCUUCAAAAUGCCUGGUUUUUUACCAUUUUUGAAACUUGACGGAUAUGCUUGAUCGGGGUUCUUUACCUGUCCGGUCAAGUUUCAGUACCAGUUCACAACAUUUCAUCUUGCCAACCGUGUUUACCAUAUAUGUUGUGGUUCCGACAAAUUUUCUAGAAUGUCUGUCAGGCUGACUAGAUAUUCUAGAUUGUAUUAUAAUGAGUCAGAUCCCUUCCACGGCCGGUCAAUCCGAUUUUAGUCUUUUUUGAACUUGCAACUAUUUCUAUGAUGUCACUUUUCGUCUGAGCGGAAAAUUCCUGAUCGUUUGUGGAACAGCAGGGAAAACUGAAUAGCAGCUUUGGUAUAAACCUUAUUAAACAGCCGCUUACUGUAAUUUGCCUAUCUUUGUCUUUUCAGCAACUCAAAAAGAUAGCGGAAAUCGAAUACCGAGUCCGAGAGUACGAGAAGAACCUCCGCAAGAAAGAAGGUCGAGUACUUUCGAUACGAAAACAGAUUACAAGGUCAUCCUACUUCUGGAAAAAGAGCACGUCGGAGAUGGCGGCGCUGAGACGAGUCGAGGAUGAGGCCACGUUGGAAGUGGAGAAGGCCAGAAGAAGAUUGAACACUGCUCAACAAGAGGCCGAGGUUGUCAAGAUGUUCCUGUUCCGACAAGGCAUGAUGGGAUUGGCUGACAGUUACAGAAUCCUCAACGAACACUGUCGAACCAUCUUCAAUUGUCAUCGAGAAAUCACGGAGAUGGUCCCGGCAUUAACCACCCACAACAUUAAUAAUUUGACCUAUGAUGGUGUGCCUUUUACGAGGGAGAGGAUAGGUGAAGUCCGAAGGGCGCUGAACAGCGAAGAUAUCAGAUUACAAUAUAAUCCGCCCGGAUUUGGAAGAGCCAUGAGGCCCGUCAGUCAUUACCAGCCGGGCACUCCGCCUCCGCCAUAUUCCGCCGUCUCUCGGCCCCCAUCUUUCCCUGUAAGUUCGAUAAUAUAAGGAUGGUGACAUACAAAUAAAAUCGGGUUUCGUUGCCAGAAACCACCAUUUCUUGUCUGUUAGGCCUCUAGACAAGAAAUGCACAAUUCUUGUCUGAGCAGAGAAAAAAAGAAAAAAAUCUUCACGGGGAGAGAGCAGAAAUUUGCGCAAUAUUGCGCAAUUUCAGACAAGAAUUACGCAUUUCUUGUCUAGAAGCCUAACAGACAAGAAAUGGCGGUUUCUGGCCACGAAAACCGAUUUGAUUUGUAUGUCACCAUCCUUAUAUCAAGGCAUCGGGGCUUGCGGUUUUAUUGCAUAACAACGGAUUGUAUCCUGGAUUUUACAGAUUGUUGUAAAUUACGUGUUGUUGACUGACCAUAUUACAUUUUAGCCGACCAACUUCAGCGACUCUCAACUUCGUGGAAUCAGCGAAGGGCUCGCCACUCCACUAAGUGUAAAUGCGCCCAUCAGACAUCCAACGGCGCCUCUGCCAACGCCUUUGUCUGCUUCUCAGAACUCAGGACAUCGCCAACGAGUCUAUCCUGACCUCUCACAGGAAUUAGCCCUACGGAAUCUAUGA
Bursaphelenchus xylophilus (pine wood nematode) is the source of this 2052-nucleotide messenger RNA. Lineage: Eukaryota; Metazoa; Nematoda; Chromadorea; Rhabditida; Aphelenchoididae. The record is from the annotation of a GenBank genome assembly.